Messenger RNA from Rhopalosiphum maidis (corn leaf aphid), 315 nucleotides. RefSeq lists its product as uncharacterized. The record is from RefSeq and is a predicted model, not a curated record. Lineage: Eukaryota; Metazoa; Arthropoda; Insecta; Hemiptera; Aphididae. The coding region runs from base 1 to 315 and encodes 104 amino acids. The transcript has 3 exons.
AUGUCAGCUUACCGAAGUGUUGUUUCAUUAACAGAUCUUAUACCUUUUGUUUCUCAACUCAAAGAGAUGUUUUUUAAUUGGUUGACUUUGGAUAAUUGUAAUCGUGAACGUCUUAAGUUCAUAGUUGAAAAUAACAAAAACACAGAAAUAAAAACAAUGGUAUUAGCCCUAGAACAAUGGGAUCAUUUUCAAAACUAUGGAGCUCCUGGUGUGGAAAUGGAAUUUGUCAGUUGUGACAAUACUAUCUUAGGCGAAGUUGUAGAAUCCAGUAUUGUAUUAAAUGGAAUUAUACUUGAUAUGGAGUGUCAAAAAUGA